UAUAAAACCCCCCGGGGCCUCGCCUUAUAGAUCUUACUUGGAGCUGCGGCCAUCUUCACCGAAGCAAAGCAAUCACCGAAACCUUUUCCAUGGAUCCUCAUCUAAGCGCCCCGCUCUCCAUGGGCACGACGAUCAUCGGCGUCACCUACGACGGUGGUGUUGUCCUCGGCGCCGAUUCACGGACCAGUACAGGGAUGUAUGUCGCUAACCGUGCAUCGGAUAAGAUCACGCAACUCACUGACAACGUUUAUGUGUGCCGCUCUGGAUCGGCUGCUGAUUCUCAAAUCGUAUCUGAUUAUGUUCGCUAUUUUCUCAAUCAACAUACGAUUCAACUCGGACAGCCUGCUACAGUCAAAGUUGCGGCCAAUUUACUUAGGUUGUUUUCAUAUCAGAACAAGAAUAUGUUGCAAACUGGCCUUAUUGUUGGUGGUUGGGAUAAAUAUGGAGGAGGACAAAUUUACUCUAUUCCCCUUGGAGGAACAAUUUUGAAACAACCCUUCACCAUUGGAGGUUCUGGUUCCAGGUUCUGGUUCCAGUUAUCUGUAAGUUAUCUGUAUGGAUUUUUUGAUCAAGCAUGGAAGGAAGGGAUGACCAAAGAUGAAGCUGAGAAAUUGGUGGUGAAGGCCGUCUCUCUUGCCAUUGCUCGUGAUGGUGCCAGUGGAGGUGUUGUUCGUACUGUUAUUGUGAAUGGUGAAGGAGUGACGAGGAACUUCUACAGUGGGGACUCGCUUCCACUAUGGCACGAAGAGUUAGAACCUCAUAACUCUUUGCUUGAUAUACUCUCAUCUGCUGCCGCCGGCCCUGAGCCAAUGAUCAUAUAAUAAAUACUCAUUGCCUUUCCGUGCCAAAUUUAAUUAUUUUCAAACAUCCGUUUUUAUUGUUUUAGUCUGCUUUAAUUUAAACAGCCAUUUAGCAACCAAUCGGUAACUAUAAACAGCUUAAUUGUCUCCCAUGAAUAGCAUGAGGUUUUUAAUGGUUUAUUCUGUUAAA
This is a messenger RNA of Phalaenopsis equestris, 990 nucleotides long. RefSeq names its product proteasome subunit beta type-6. Bases 90 to 821 code for a protein of 243 amino acids. Gene Ontology annotation, molecular function: threonine-type endopeptidase activity. The record is from RefSeq and is a predicted model, not a curated record. The transcript is spliced from 8 exons. Gene Ontology annotation, cellular component: proteasome core complex. NCBI's taxonomy places the organism in Eukaryota, Viridiplantae, Streptophyta, Magnoliopsida, Asparagales, Orchidaceae.